CUCGAAUCCUCUUCUGCUUGCGGAAAAUAUGAUAUAAUCAAAGAUGGCUUUUUGAAUCAUAAAUCAUGUUAUUUGAGAUCUCUGGCUUGAGACUUCCUCACUGUCUAUCCUCAGCAUAGCCAUUGAUCGUUAUCAAUAUGGUUCGUAAAGACGGCUCCGUGAGCAUGUCGAUGAACAUGUCGACACCUGUACUCAUAGAACCUACUACUUCGAGUGAAGCCACGGUCAAAACUUCUACAGUGAUUUCAGCCUCAAUACCAACAUCAACGAGCACCAUGGAAAUAUCGACACAAACCUUCCUAUCGACUUCAUCAACUACACCAAUUGGCACCACGAUCCCACCUGUGAGUACCAGCACCAUUCACCUCACCACAACCACCUUCCCAUCAACCACCAGCCCAAAAAGCACCCUCUUACUUCCCACGCCCAGCAUCCUCACCACUCCAGCAACACCAUCUCCAUCACCACCAGCAAAUAUAACAAUCGUCCACCCCCCACCAACAAACCACUCAGCAGCCAUACUCGGAAUCAGCAUCGGCUCCUCAGUCGCCGUUCUCCUCCUCGCUAGCAUCCUCGGAAUAUGGUACGCUCACAUUUGCUCAAGAACCAAAGCUCGACGAGAAGAAGAACACGAAAUCGCCACCAAUUCCCAAGGAACAUUCGUCGGAGGAUACAACCUCGCUCAGCUAAAAGCACAGGAACAGGCAGGAGAACCAGAACCGAAGCCCGUAGGCGUGAGAAGGAGUAACACACGAGAAGAUGGACGGAGAAACGGUGUUGUGCUCAAAGUCGUGAAUCCAGAGCCGGCACCAGCUUCCGUACCAGAAGAAAUCGAGCCGUAUCAUCAGACCGUGGAAGGCGGAGAACGAUCAAGAGCUCGGUUCGAAGCUUUCAAGAAGUCUCGAGGUAUACCGACACAUGCUAUAGAUGCCGCUACUUUAUACCACCACUCCGAAUUCCUGCAAUCUGCGACCCAACCUCAACCUCAGCCAGAGCCAGGACCGGAAACGAACGUCGAGAUCUUAGCUCCAGGGGUGAGGAGAGCGAGAAGUAAAAUCGAUCAGUGGAAGACUGGUGCUGUGGGUCCGGUUGUUUCGAUUCCUGAAGUGAAGAUAACGGCUGCUACGCCUGUUUUGGAAAAUGCUGAGUUUAGGAGAGGGUUGGGAAGGGUGCGUGGGAGUGGAAGUGGGAGGGGAAGAGGGAGAGGGAGAGAGCCGCCCCCGGUGGUGAAAGGUCCAGCGACGUUUGAAGAUAUGGGGUUGAAGCAGUAUAGGAAGGGGUUGGGGAUUGAUUUGACGCCGAGGAGUAGUGUUGCUGAUAUGAGACCUUCGAUUGAGGUCAAGAGUGGGGAGGAGCAGAAGUGAGUUGAUACGGGGUUGUUUUCGAUGUUCUUGUUUUCAACCGUGAGCAGUUUGGGGGUUUAUCAUGAAAUUCCAUGGAAGAUGCAUCGAUAUUGAGAAUGUUUGCAACUUGCUACAUUCGCAUACAUAUGUACCUAUCUACUGCUCUCAUCUUAUCCAUCGUUUGUACCAUCUGAAGAUGUAUAUGUCCUUGUGUUCCAAGGCGGCUUCUCAAUCUAUUCGCGAUGUAUACAGAAGGCACGUCUCCAGCUAGACUUCUCUGCCUUCAUAUUCAUAAUCGUCUCUGCUCUGUCUUUUCUUGUCAACAUAUUUUCAACAACCAUCAUGACUUGAACGAG
Messenger RNA from Mollisia scopiformis, 1699 nucleotides. RefSeq lists its product as uncharacterized. The record is from RefSeq and is a predicted model, not a curated record. NCBI's taxonomy places the organism in Eukaryota, Fungi, Ascomycota, Leotiomycetes, Helotiales, Mollisiaceae. The transcript is spliced from 2 exons. The coding region runs from base 138 to 1364 and encodes 408 amino acids.